This is a messenger RNA of Corvus hawaiiensis (hawaiian crow), 3398 nucleotides long. RefSeq names its product cell division cycle 123 (gene CDC123). The record is from RefSeq and is a predicted model, not a curated record. Lineage: Eukaryota; Metazoa; Chordata; Aves; Passeriformes; Corvidae. The transcript has 13 exons. Bases 103 to 1110 code for a protein of 335 amino acids. Gene Ontology annotation, cellular component: cytoplasm.
UGCGCCGGCGAUGGCGCCGGGCAGCGCCCGGAGCUGCGCGGGAGGUUCCGGGCGGAGCGGGAGCUUCCGGGAGCGGCCGGGUUGAGGAGGAGGAAGAGGAGGAUGAAGAAAGAGCAGGUGGCGCACUGCCAGUUCUCCGUGUGGUACCCGCUCUUCAAGGCCGUCACCAUCCGCAGUGUCAUACUUCCCCUGCCAGAGAAUGUGAAAGAAUAUUUGCUGGAUGAUGGAACACUCGUGGUUUCUGGAAGAGAAGAUCCUCCAAGUCACGCUCAGGAGGGGAGUGAUGAUGCAGAGGAGAUACAGUGGUCAGAUGAUGAAAACACUGCAACACUUAAGGCACCAGAAUUUCCCGAGUUCACAGCUAAAGUUCAGGAAGCAAUAAGUUCCUUGGGUGGCAGUGUUUUUCCUAAACUCAACUGGAGUGCUCCAAGGGAUGCCUACUGGAUAGCAAUGAACAGCUCUCUGAAAUGUAAAGCUCUCAGUGACAUCUUCCUCCUCUUCAAGAGUUCAGACUUCAUAACUCGUGACCUCACUCAGCCAUUUAUUCACUGUACUGAUGAUUCCCCUGAUCCUUCCUUGAACUACGAGCUUGUUCUUCGCAAAUGGUGUGAACUAAUCCCUGGUGCAGAAUUCAGAUGCUUUGUUAAGGAAAACAAGCUUUUAGGUAUAUCCCAGAGGGACUACACCCAGUACUACGAUCACAUCUCUAAGCAACACGAGGAGAUCUGUAGAUCCAUACAGGAGUUUUUCAAGAAACACAUACAGUAUAAAUUCUUGGAUGAAGACUUUGUUUUUGAUGUGUACAGAGACAGCAGGGGUAAGAUUUGGUUAAUAGAUUUUAACCCAUUUGGUGAAGUAACAGACUCCCUGCUCUUUACAUGGGAAGAACUCACCUCUGGGAAAAACUUGAAAGGAGACCAGAGUGAAGGGGAAGCAACAGAACAGGAUUAUCCAGUGUUCCGUUGUACGAACAGCAAAGUCACAGUCCAGCCCAGUCCCUACCUGAGCUACCGACUGCCCAAGGACUUUGUGGACCUUUCCACAGGAGAGGAUGUUCACAAAUUGAUUGACUUUCUUAAGCUGAAAAGAAAUCAGCAAGAUGAUGACUGAGGUACCCAGAAGCAUUACAUUGAAUUACAAGCAAGAAAUGUGGCAAAAGCUGUAUUUAGCAUAACUAUUAAACUCUUGAUUUAAAGAAAACCUGCUUUUUAUAGUCAAUGAAAGAACUGAAGAGCUGUUCAUCCUCUGUGUCUGUUGGUUUAUACAAAAGUGUAGAAAAGCUUUUUCAGGGAAACACAGAAGGUCAGGGUGAGUUCUCACUGGAUUCCAGGUGCAAAGAAGCAACAACCUGAGUGCAGCUGAACAACUGCUUUCCCAUCUCAUAAUGUGAACAUUGAUGCCACUGAGCUACGCCUUUGGACUCCCCAAAGUCCAAAGUGUAAAUACAGCAACAUGUAAUGCUUGUCCAGUAAAAACAUGGUGUAUUCUCUGAAUUCAGGCACAGUCUUGCUUAAAAUGUAGUCACAAAGAAGAAGGAAUGUACAUUUUUAUCUGUAGUAACCUUUAAAAAUUGUAAAUUGGUUUUGUUUUGGGAGCACUUCUCAUCCUUUAUGUAAAAAAAAAACCUAAAAAAUGGAGAAGGGAUUUUUUAUUUGUUACAAGGGCUAAUAUUUCAUUUCAGAUAACAGCUAUAGCUAGAGUAGACUGUUUAAGGUUUGAAAAUUUUACAUAUUGGGAAUUUGAAGUUCUGAAUGCAUUUCAAGUAAAGUAAUAUUUUCACAGUCGCUAAAGCAACAAAAUUCUUUCACCUUCACCAAAUUUCAUUUCAUUUUCAUAGUAAAGCUUUCUUGAAACCUGAUUUUUUAAACAUGAUUACAUACUAGACAUCAUCUGUGACUUUAAUAUAUGUAGUUAACAACAACCUAUAAUUUUAUAUGCAGACUCAGUCUUGUUUCUUUUGUGUCACAUCUCUGAGUUUCUUAAGAAAGCAAUUACUCUUUCAGCUCUUAAAAUUCUGUAUUCAUUUGGUACUUCAUGUUUUUUGUAUAAAGGGAAGCUUGGCUAAAUUUGGGGAAACAGAAGCUCUUGUUACCAAUUGCUGUUGUUUGGGAGGUGGGGGAGGACAGUUUUAGGUGAAUCACAAGCUGACUUUUGGAUAUAGGUGUUUGCAUGGCAUCACUAAUUUAUUAACAGUGUGCAGAGUUCCCAUUGAAACAAAAGGACAUUUGGAGGUUCAUAACCCCUGGAAAUUGGUUCCUGUUUCAAACCAGUUACGUGAUGUGUGUGUGUAUAUAAAGCUGUUUGUGUUUCUUUGCCUUGCUUUUGCUGUCAGAUUGGAAUGGUGCUUGGUUACAAUCUGUUCUUGGAUGUUAAAUCUGAGCUAAGAUGUUAAAUUAUUACUUACUGUCUUUAUUUAGCUUCACUUUUGAAUGAAAAUUUACUUGAGUUAAAGAUUGUGCAGAUUAAAAAUCAAGUUCUACGACACACAUUGGUGAAACAUCACAGAUUAAAGCUCCUGGAGUCAGAACAAGUCUGCCCUGCCUUUGAAGCAUUGGAACCUGCUUCUCAAUAGCUUUUUGUAUUCAAAUUAGAUGAUCAUUAACUCAGGGCUGGGCUAUAUACCUAAUCCUGCCAUACUGCAGGACUUUGGAUGAGUGUUUCUCAAAUUUGAGUUUGAUGUCUCUAAAUUGGGUAGGAACUUCAAGGUGUAAAAAAUUAACAACGCUUUCCUCUUUCUUUUAAAGUUUCUAGCCAUAACUUAAACUGUUGUGAUGAUCUAACCACAUUUCCUUUACACAGAUGAUGCUGUGGAACUUCCAACAGAUUCAUAAAUGCUUCUGAACUACAGAGUAUUGUCUUUGAAAACACAGUCCUAGUUUAAAGCUGGAAGAUAGUUUCCCACCUCUUCCAUGUGGGCUUCACAAAUUAAUUUACCGUCUUCUCAGCUGUCUUUGCUGAAUGUUCACCAGGACAUAUUUGGUGAUGGGACCAGUUUGAUGGGACCCUGUGUCCCUUUAGAUGGGUAGGCUGGAGUUUCUCUUCUGUGAAAUGCUGACAGAUGCCCAGUCUGAAUUCACGGGCUGCUCAGCCAAGCUAUCCAACACUGAUAGUGAACUGUAGUUUAGAGUUGCAGGAACUGGUCCUGCUUCCUGUGGGCUUAGUCAUAGUGAAGAACCAUAAAAGAUAGCAGAGCAAAAAUACUGGUCCCAUGUUCAGGCCCUGGUGCAGAAAAAAUGCCCAAUAUAACAAUAAGAUCUGCAUGAUCAGGUCCCCUAAAAUACCAUAUCCCUACAGUUUAAAUACAUACUUUAGAUGUACUUUGCUUUUUUCCCUAACUUCAGGUAACCAGACAGUGAAUUUUGUUUGUCUAUAAAUUAAAGAUUCCUCUUCUAAAAGAA